Molecule: messenger RNA, 840 nt
Organism: Sycon ciliatum
Lineage: Eukaryota; Metazoa; Porifera; Calcarea; Leucosolenida; Sycettidae
Product: procathepsin L-like
Exons: 3
Coding region: 37-840 (267 amino acids)
Biological process (GO): positive regulation of peptidase activity; immune response; positive regulation of apoptotic signaling pathway
Cellular component (GO): lysosome
Molecular function (GO): cysteine-type endopeptidase activity; cysteine-type endopeptidase activator activity involved in apoptotic process
Source: RefSeq, a predicted model, not a curated record
CGUACGUGAGACGCCCCGGUUUAUGGUAAAAUCGCUAUGAUGUCAUCGAUGGCGUCAGUUAGCUGGUACACCCAUAAUACUUUCUACUUGUGUGUGUGUGUGUGUGUGUGUGUGUGUGUGUGUGAGUGUGUGUGUGUGCAUGUUGUGUGCAUGUUGUGUGCUCACACGCAGGGUGCAUGCGGCUCCAGCUGGGCGUUCAGCACAACCGGCUCCACCGAAGGCCAGCACUUCAAGAAGACUGGCAACCUUGUCUCGCUGUCCGAGCAGGACCUGAUUGACUGCAACCAAAAGGAGGCUGAUCGUGGCUGUGGCGGAGGUUUCAUGGACCAUGGCUUCAAGUACAUCAUCGAGAACCACGACAUUGACACAGAGGAGAGCUACCCUUACACGGCCAAGGCCGGUACAUGCCGCUUCAAGGAGUCGCACGUCGGCGCCACCCUCACCAGCUACAAGGACAUGCUGCCGCGCAAGUCCGAGAGCGCCCUGCAGGAGGCUGUUGCCUCGGUUGGCCCAGUGUCGAUUGCCAUCGACGCCUCAUCGACGUAUUUCCGCUACUACAAGCACGGAGUCCUGAUCGACAGCAAGUGCACCAACGCUUACCCGAAUCACGCUGCCCUGGUUGUCGGCUACGGUGUUGAGGAAGAGCAGGACUACUGGCUGGUCAAGAACACCUGGAGUACCAGCUGGGGAGACAAUGUUGCAAAAGAAGGAUCCACGAAUCAUUUCAGUAGCAGACAUAUGAAACGCUACGCCGGGCCUGAGCCCGAGGCAAUGUACGGACGUGGCCGUGCUGCACUGAACCGCGUGGCAUUAUCGUCACGUAUGAUGGAGUCAACAUGA